ACUCAAUUUUCCAUUGCAGCACUUUGAAAUGAAAGCCCUGGAAUGUUUUUUAUUGGUGGUAGCUCUAGCGAGAGUUUUUCCCCGGAUCGAGGGCUGCAGUAGGGUUCCAUUGGGCACCACGGCAGCCAAGUCGCCGGUGGAUGAUAACUAUGUGCUGUCCGUGAACGGAAAUACACAGAGUUAUGUGCCCGGUCAAAGGUAUAAUGUAAGCCUCAGUGCGUUUUCGGAUCUGUCCUUCAUAAGCUUCAUGCUUUCCCUGGAUCUGGAGGGUGGUGAAAGCGAUGGAGAUGCCAAUGCGUUGGGUUCCUGGGAGAUUUCGGAUCUGGCCGAGACCCGUUUCAGUCCACGCUGCGCUAAUCUAGUGGAGAACACGAAUACGAAUGUAAAGACCCGCGUGGAUGUGACCUGGGUGGCUCCAUCGAGUCCUGGGCAGGGUUGCAUUCUGCUGCGCGCUACGGUGAUGCAGCAUCGUGAUGUUUGGUUCAUGGACGAUGGUUUCCUGACCAAGCGCAUGUGCGAGGAGGAGGUGGAUGACAUUGACACCCAGCCCAGCAUCGUGGAUCCUUGCUGUGCCUGUGACGAGGCCAAAUAUGAGCUUACCUUCGAAGGCAAGUGGUCGCGUCACACACAUCCCAAGGACUUUCCUGCGAAUAGUUGGCGCACCAGAUUCAGCGAUAUUAUUGGAGCCUCACACACCUUGGACUACAGAUUCUGGCAGUAUGGAGAACUGGCCAGCGAGGGUCUGCGUGAGGUGGCUGAGCAUGGUUCCACGCGAACCCUGGAGAGUGAGCUCAAGGAUCAGAGCGAGCACAUUCGCACCAUCAUCAAAGCGAGAGGAAUUGCCUAUCCGAAUGUGACGGGCAAAACAUUUGCCGUCUUUCGUGUGGACUCCAAUCACCACUUGAUCUCGCUCGUCUCAAUGGUGGAUCCCUCGCCGGAUUGGAUCGUGGGUGUUUCUGGUCUGGAACUGUGCCUGCCCAAUUGCUCUUGGGUGGAGAACAAGGUGCACAACCUGUAUCCAUGGGAUGCGGGCACCGACAGUGGACCAUCUUAUAUGUCUGCUGACCAGCCGCAGGUUCCCCCAGACGUAGUACGUCGCAUCAAAUCGAAUUCCCCCAACGAUCCUCGUUCGCCCUUUUAUGAUCCCACUGGCGCUCAAAUGAAACCUCUAGCCACCUUGCACAUUAAUCGACGACGUCUCUACGAGAAGAACUGCGAGUCUUCCGAUUCGGAACAGUUGCCGCCGGAGUGCGCCACACAUUCUUGGUCCAGAUGGGAUGAGUGCACCACCAAGUGUGGUCCCGGCAAGCAGUACAGGAUCCGCGAGUUCAAGAACCCAGCACAGGCUUCGCGUCAUCGUUGCAACAAUGCCCUGCGUGAGGAGAAGAAUUGCGUGGGUCACAAGUGCGCCGGCUUCAAUGAGGAGACAGCCGAGGGCGUGGAACCGGAGGUGGUACCUCCUCCCGGCAGCAACGACGAUCCCCAGUGCGGCCUGUCCGACUGGUCCGAGUGGUCCUCCUGCACGGUGACCUGUGGCACUGGCGAGAUGACCCGAACCCGUCAUUAUCUCAACAAGAAGGCCAAGAAGAAGUGCCAGAAGGCGAGUAGGGCGCGUCUGCAUGAAACCAAGAUCUGCGAGGCCAUGGAAUGUGGCGGUGAUAUCGAGAACGAAGGUGGUGCCGCCGGUGAACCGGAGGAGGAACAGACCGGCGGUGGUGGUGGUGAUGAGGGUGGUUCCGCCGAGAAACGCUCGAUCUUUCGCAACUUUGAGAGCUACAGUCAGCAUCGCGAGGACUAUAUACCCCCGGUUUGUGGGGUAACGCCCUGGUCGGAUUUCUCGCCCUGCAAUGGACCCUGCGGUGGCAACGGCAAGCGUCAGCGGAUUCGCAAGGUGUGGAACAACAACCAGGUGUACGGGGUAACGGAUCCCAAUGACGAUGGCCAGGAUCCCUGUCGUCAUAUCAAGCUGCAGGAGGAGGUGAACUGCACGAAUCCCAGCUGCGAUACCAUAGUCCCAGGAUUCUGCUACGACGAGCUAACCGAUAGCCCGUGUCGCGAUAGCGAUGUGGCCAACUUCUGGUACUACGACCAUGUGAGCGACCAGUGCGCCAUCUAUUGGUCGGAUCGCUGCGACAAGAAUCGCAAUAAGUUCAAGUCGAAGGAGGAGUGCGAGGAGACCUGCCGGCUGCCGCGUCACAAGCAGGAACUGCAGCACGACGGAGUUCCGGCCAUUGAUUGCCAGGUCUCCGACUGGGUAUCGCAUAGUUGCAACGCCUCCUGCGGCGAUGGCUUCCAGUUGCGAACGCGUCGCGUGGUGAGGACGCCCAAGUAUGGCGGGAAACCCUGUCCCAAGCACCUGGUUCGCUUGGAUCGCUGCUACCAGCGGUGCGAGGAUAUGUACUCGAUCAGUGGUCGGGGAUUCGGGGAGCGCAGGCAUGUGGUGAAGCUUAACCAAGCACCGGAGCCACGGGACGAGUGUCGCUACUCGGAGUGGUCCGCCUGGACGCCCUGCACCGCCAGUUGUGGUGACAAUGCCGUUCGCCAGCGGACUCGCACCCUGCUGAACACCGACCUGAGCUUCAAGUGCAAGGAUCGCGUCCGCAUGGAAAAGUGCGUGAUGAUGCCGUGCCUCCUCAACAGCAACGAUGAACCCGAGCGGUGGUGAGAUGACCCUUGAGCUGUAACAAGUAUUACCUAUACACACCAAUUAUGUAAUCACUAUAGAGGGUGCCAUUAAAUAUACAAAACCAUA
This is a messenger RNA of Drosophila takahashii, 2752 nucleotides long. Its product is annotated as spondin-1. Lineage: Eukaryota; Metazoa; Arthropoda; Insecta; Diptera; Drosophilidae. The record is from RefSeq and is a predicted model, not a curated record. Gene Ontology annotation, cellular component: extracellular matrix. Gene Ontology annotation, biological process: cell adhesion. Gene Ontology annotation, molecular function: serine-type endopeptidase inhibitor activity.